Racocetra persica is the source of this 163-nucleotide messenger RNA. The record is from the annotation of a GenBank genome assembly. Lineage: Eukaryota; Fungi; Glomeromycota; Glomeromycetes; Diversisporales; Gigasporaceae.
AUAAAGAGAAACUUUUCAAGCAUAUCUACCAACUUAAAGAUGAGGUUAAGCGAUUGCACUUAGAGUUAGAUACUCUAACAUCCCAGAUUACUUACAAGGAUAUUUCUCUUAAUGAAUAUAAAGACAAGAUUCAUACAAAACUAAAAGAGAUGAAGGCUCUCCA